AUGGGUGCAGAAUAAUCUGUGGCACAAGGAAUUGUUUAAUCAAAGAACUUUAAGAUACUGGGUUAUAAGGAAAAUGAAAUAUAUGGAUCAUUCAAAUUAAUUGAAUCCUAAUCAAAAUAAUACGCUAUGAUUUCUAAGACUUGUUAGAGUUACGAAGAGUACACCAGUUUAUGUAAGAUACUCAAUGAAACUAAAUCGCUGAAUGAAAUUGAUCAUUUAGUAAAGUUGGUAGAGGUUGAUACUCAAGAAGAAACCAAUUUAUGUAGUACUUAUUAUAAAGUCACUGCCUUAUUUGAAUAUUAUGAUAUUACAUUAAGGCAGAUCUGCAAAUAGGCAUCAAUAAAUUGCUUAUUUGUUUUAAAGGGUUUGGCAGAGACUUUGAGUAAUUUAUACAGACACAACAUAGUGCAUGGAAAUUUAACUCCAGAUCAUGUUUUAAUUGAAAAGAUAUAGGGUGAGGUAAAAUUGAAUAAUUGCACUCAAUUAACUGGAUAUAAUCAUUAUAAAAGAAUUUUGUCAGGUGAUACUCUAUGGUAUUUAUCACCAGAAUUGCUAACUGCUUUAGGAGGGAAGGAACUCAGACCUUAAUAUAAUCACGAGAAGAAUGAAGUAUUCCAAUUGGGUUUGAUAGCUUUGGAGUUUUGGGGAAGUGGUAAUAUUCAAGAGAUAUAUGAUAAAUAUAAUUACAGAAUAAACGAAGGUAUAUAUAAUGUAUAUGUAUGAUAGAUGCGAUAUAAUCAAUGAUAGAGGAGUUUGGAGUGAGAAAUGGAUAAGUGUUGAAGAAUGUAGUAAAGUAAAUGUUAUAGGCAGACCCGAAUUGUAGACCAUCCAUGACUGAAUUGAAUUAAUCCUUCACUUAACUAUUUCAGAUUCAGUAANUAAUAAUUAUUAUUCUCUAAAUUACUUAAGGAUGA
Paramecium octaurelia is the source of this 914-nucleotide messenger RNA. Lineage: Eukaryota; Ciliophora; Oligohymenophorea; Peniculida; Parameciidae. The record is from the annotation of a GenBank genome assembly.